AGAGCUGGUCUUUCGGGGCGAAGGGUCAGGGUGCGAAGCACCGGCCACAACUGAAGGCGGACGCGGCCUCUUCGCCCCAGGGGCUCGGCGGACGUAGAUGCAGCCGGCGUGCGACUAUCCCAGCGCCUGGCGGCAGCUGGACUUCGCUCCCGGGACCUCCAAUGGGCUGCCACCUUCGCCCGCAGACCCCAGCACCCCCCCCCGCCACGCCCACACGUCGCACUAGGUUGGCCCGCGCCUCUCCGGUUACGGGGUCGACCCCCUAGGGGGCGGAGCUAGAGAGGCCACGGCCAAUGAGCGCCGGAGGUAGGCGGGUUAGUACGGCGAGAAGAGUGACAGACAGGCGCCGUAACCAGUAGACCUAGAAGGCAGAACUGAGUGGCGGGUAAGGCACCCGAUGGCUAUUCGAGCUCUCGAUCUCGGAGACUGGAGCGAGCCAUUCAGAGGCGCGGGGCCGGGCCUGGCGGACGCUUGUUGUUGUCCGGCUGGGGGAGGCGGAGGUCGCUCGCUCGCUCGCUCGCUCGGCUCACUGGGCUCGCUCGGCUCGCUGACUCGCUGACUCGCCGGGGCGCUCUGUGGCGGUCGGCGGCAGGUCGGUCGCGAGAGCGGGCUCUGUGGAAGGGGGCGAGGCUAUGUCGCGGUGGCAGCCCGGAUGGGCCGGCAGGGCCGGGAGUAACGGGACGUCGCCGCGGAGCUUCUUCCCCCGGAUACAGUGCGGCCCGAGCGGAGGCCGCGGCGCCGCCCUCCGAUCUUGAGGAGCCCGCGCUGCGCGGAGCCCGCCCCCGCCUGCGCACCAGCACCGACGCGGAGCGACCCAGCCCAGCCAGACCCGGCCCGGCGCGGCCUGAUCUAACCCAGCCAGGCAGGCAACACUAGCCCCUCUGGAGCACGAAGCUCCUUCCCCAAAGACAUGAAGCUAUUGGAGAACUCGAGCUUUGAAGCCAUCAACUCACAGCUGACUGUGGAGACCGGAGAUGCCCACAUCAUCGGCAGGAUUGAGAGCUACUCAUGUAAGAUGGCAGGAGAUGACAAACACAUGUUCAAGCAGUUCUGCCAGGAGGGCCAGCCCCACGUGCUGGAGGCACUUUCUCCACCCCAGACUUCAGGACUGAGCCCCAGCAGACUCAGCAAAAGCCAAGGCGGUGAGGAGGAGGGCCCCCUCAGUGACAAGUGCAGCCGCAAGACCCUCUUCUACCUGAUUGCCACGCUCAAUGAGUCCUUCAGGCCUGACUAUGACUUCAGCACAGCCCGCAGCCAUGAGUUCAGCCGGGAGCCCAGCCUUAGCUGGGUGGUGAAUGCAGUCAACUGCAGUCUGUUCUCAGCUGUGCGAGAGGACUUCAAGGCCCUGAAACCACAGCUGUGGAACGCGGUGGACGAGGAGAUCUGCCUGGCUGAAUGUGACAUCUACAGCUAUAACCCAGACUUGGACUCAGAUCCCUUCGGGGAGGAUGGUAGCCUCUGGUCCUUCAACUACUUCUUCUACAACAAGCGGCUCAAGCGAAUCGUCUUCUUUAGCUGCCGUUCCAUCAGUGGCUCCACCUACACACCCUCAGAGGCAGGCAACGAGCUGGACAUGGAGCUGGGGGAGGAGGAGGUGGAGGAAGAAAGCAGAAGCGGAGGCAGUGGGGCUGAGGAGACCAGCACCAUGGAGGAGGACAGGGUCCCAGUGAUCUGUAUUUGAUGAGGAGAAGCCGAGGCCCCAGCUUCAUCCAGCUUCAACCAAUGCCUGGACCUGCCCACCUGAGAGGCCCCUGGGGCCUCCCCAGCUGCUGGCCAGACCCUGGCGCUGCCACAGUCCUGGCACUGCCCAAGGCCAUACCUGCCUAGCCCUUUGGCUCCAUCCUGUGGAUGCCCACUCACCCCUCAGAGUCCUGCUGCCCAUGCUGUGGCCGGACUUGGCAGCAGGGGGCCUGGUGGGAGGAGUGACUGCCCUGCCCAAAUGAACUGCCACAGCAGGGACAGCUGGACCACAGAGUUUAUUUUUGUAUUUCUACUGGGCCUGCACACUCCAGCCCAAAGGGUCUGUGGCCGGAGGCCCCGCAAGCAGGCCCCAGUGGUCACUGGCUCUGGUCUUGGGCCGGCCCCUGGUGCCCACCUGUACCCCCACCUCGCCCAUUUGGCCGUGUGCACUGAGUGUCACUUUGCUGCAGCUCAUUUCUUUCCAAUAAAAGUUUCUGUGAGUUA
Pongo pygmaeus (Bornean orangutan) is the source of this 2184-nucleotide messenger RNA. It is a transcript of the gene MAF1, whose product is annotated as MAF1 negative regulator of RNA polymerase III. Bases 911 to 1681 code for a protein of 256 amino acids. Gene Ontology annotation, molecular function: RNA polymerase III core binding. Gene Ontology annotation, cellular component: nucleus. Lineage: Eukaryota; Metazoa; Chordata; Mammalia; Primates; Hominidae. Gene Ontology annotation, biological process: negative regulation of transcription by RNA polymerase III. The transcript is spliced from 8 exons. The record is from RefSeq and is a predicted model, not a curated record.